Aspergillus campestris IBT 28561 is the source of this 573-nucleotide messenger RNA. Its product is annotated as EF-hand domain-containing protein. NCBI's taxonomy places the organism in Eukaryota, Fungi, Ascomycota, Eurotiomycetes, Eurotiales, Aspergillaceae. Gene Ontology annotation, molecular function: calcium ion binding. The transcript has 4 exons. Gene Ontology annotation, cellular component: membrane; intracellular membrane-bounded organelle; cytosol. The record is from RefSeq and is a predicted model, not a curated record. The coding region runs from base 1 to 573 and encodes 190 amino acids.
AUGGGUAAAUCGCAGUCGAAACUCUCCCCUUCCCAGCUGGAUGAGCUCCAACGAGCGACACACUUCGAUAAGAAAGAACUACAGCAAUGGUACAAAGGAUUUCUCAAGGACUGUCCCUCGGGCACCCUGACCAAGGAAGAGUUCCAAAAAAUCUACCGACAGUUUUUCCCCUUCGGCGAUCCGUCCUCGUUCGCGAAUUAUGUCUUCCGUGUAUUCGACUCCGACAAUAGCGGGAUGAUCGAUUUCAAGGAGUUCAUCUGUGCCUUGUCGGUCACCUCGCGGGGGAAGAUGGAGGAUAAGUUGGACUGGGCUUUCCAGCUGUACGAUAUCGAUGGCGACGGCAAGAUCACAUAUGACGAGAUGCUUGCGAUUGUUGAGGCGAUCUACAAGAUGGUGGGCUCGAUGGUGAAACUUCCCGAGGACGAAGAUACCCCCGAGAAACGCGUGCGCAAAAUCUUUCGCAUGAUGGAUAAAGACGAAAAUGGCAGUCUGGACAUGGAGGAAUUCAAAGAGGGCAGCAAGCGCGACGAGACGAUCGUCAGCGCGCUGUCUCUGUACGACGGACUGGUAUAA